Molecule: messenger RNA, 780 nt
Organism: Elephantulus edwardii (Cape elephant shrew)
Lineage: Eukaryota; Metazoa; Chordata; Mammalia; Macroscelidea; Macroscelididae
Gene: LAIR1
Product: leukocyte-associated immunoglobulin-like receptor 1
Exons: 8
Coding region: 1-780 (259 amino acids)
Source: RefSeq, a predicted model, not a curated record
AUGCCCCUGACUCCGGCCAUCCUGCUGGGCCUCGGCUCCCUGCCCAGACCCUCCAUCUCAGCCGAGCCGAGCUCAGUGGUCCCCUGGGGGACGCCUGUGACCUUUGUGUGUAGAGGUCCUCCUACAGAUGUCACAUUCCGACUAGAGAAAGAUGGACAGUCCACUCCAUUUAAAGAUGUGAAGGGCAAGAAGAGCCGUUCUGGGAUGGAAACUGAGGCCCGAUUCACCAUCGCCAGAUGGAAUAGACGCACUGCGGGAUGUUAUACCUGCAUCUAUUACAAAAACAGUCAGUAUUCUGAGCGCAGCGACUACCUGGAGCUGAAGGUGUCAGCCACAGAGAAAGCUGACGAUCCUGAAUUCCCAACCACAGACGGCUACUCCUCAUCUGAUGGUCUUGAAGGCCUGCCGCCCACACAGAUGUACAUUCUCCUGGGGGUCCUGGGCGCCUGUCUCCUCUUUCUGCUCAUUCUGGCCACCUUCCUCCUGCAUCGCCAGUGUCAGAGAAAACGUGGCAUCCCCAGCAGACAGAACAAGGACCAGAAUCAACCGGAGAGCACCAGUAUUGAUGUAGUCAAGAGCCCACAAGAUCCGGCCACAGUGGGUAGAGCUCCUGCCACCAAUGGGAAGAUUGACACCUCAAUCCCAGAUGCAGGAGGUUCCCAGGAGGUGACAUAUGCUCAGCUGAACCACCAGAUCCUCAAUCAAAGAGCAGCCCCAUCUCCCCUGUCCACGGUGCCCAUGGCUGAGUCCAUCACAUAUGCAGCUCUUGUCAGGCGCUGA